AUGGCCAGCCGUACUACCGCCGGAGGACUUGGAUUUGCUGUCCGACAAAAGCAAGACUCGAAGUACAGUGAGGAUGAGGGUGAGCUCCUACUUAAAUGGAUCAAAGAAUUGUCAAAGGAAAACAUCAACACUUCUGGCGAACGAGACAAUUUCCUGAAUCUGCUCAAGGAUGGAACACUUCUUUGCAAAAUGGCCAAUGGUAUUGAGCCGGGAAUUAUAAAGAAAAUCCAGAAGCCCAUCUCAAACUUUGCCUGCAUGGAGAACAUCAAUGCUUUCGUAGAAGCCGCCAAGAAGCUCGGUGUCCCAACAGAGGAGACUUUCCAAAGCGUAGAUCUUUUCGAAGCUCGUGACCUGUUCUCCGUCUGCGUUACGCUGUUGUCUCUUGGCCGCAAGAAGAUGCUGUCGUCGUGCCGAUUGAUGAUGAUGAUGACGAUUUUCCAUGUUUCUUCACAACAAACAUGUCCCAUAUCUACUCUCUAA
Cooperia oncophora is the source of this 480-nucleotide messenger RNA. The record is from the annotation of a GenBank genome assembly. Lineage: Eukaryota; Metazoa; Nematoda; Chromadorea; Rhabditida; Trichostrongylidae.